Sordaria macrospora k-hell is the source of this 249-nucleotide messenger RNA. The record is from the annotation of a RefSeq genome assembly. NCBI's taxonomy places the organism in Eukaryota, Fungi, Ascomycota, Sordariomycetes, Sordariales, Sordariaceae.
AUGGGGGACGGCCUUAAGUACGCCGCUCCUGCAAGCAAGAACGGCUUUGAGAUUGCGAUACUCUGCGCACUGCCCAAGGAACGAGCAGCUGUUUUGUUACUCCUCGACGAUCUCUGGGAUGGAAAGGGCAGUAACCGGCACCGGUAUGCCAGGGCCGAAAGGGACUUCAACACCUAUACGCAUGGGCGGAUCGGGAGGUUCAAUGUGGUUAUUGUUCUUCUUGAGACCAUGGGCAAAGUUCCGGCUGCC